This is a messenger RNA of Branchiostoma floridae (Florida lancelet), 3178 nucleotides long. RefSeq names its product hepatocyte growth factor-regulated tyrosine kinase substrate-like. The record is from RefSeq and is a predicted model, not a curated record. The transcript has 19 exons. NCBI's taxonomy places the organism in Eukaryota, Metazoa, Chordata, Leptocardii, Amphioxiformes, Branchiostomatidae. Gene Ontology annotation, molecular function: metal ion binding; ubiquitin binding; phosphatidylinositol binding. Bases 118 to 2715 code for a protein of 865 amino acids.
UGGUGAAAUUUGGCUGAUGACGUCAUGGUCACGGGAAGCCAUAUUGGAUUAGGAAGAAGUAAUUUCAGCUGACUCUGAUCACUACUCCUGCAGUUUUGGGGUGGAAAAUCGCCCAAGAUGUUUCGAGGAGGGAAUUUCGACAGACUCUUAGAGAAAGCCACGAGCCAGCUGCUGCUGGAGCCAGACUGGGAUGCCACCCUACAGAUAUGUGACUCCAUCAGACAGGGAGAUGUCACGCCAAAAUAUGCGAUCCCUGCCAUCAGGAAGAAAGUGUAUGACAGGAACCCACAUGUGUCUCUGUAUGCACUUCAGGUGCUAGAGUCCGUAGUGAAGAACUGUGGCUCGCCUGUCCACCAAGAGAUCGCUCAGAAAGAGGUCAUGGAGGAGAUGAGAGACUUAGCAAAGAGAUCUGCUGAUAAUGUGAGGAACAAGGUGUUGGAGCUGAUCCAAGUGUGGUCACAUGCCUUCCGUAAUGAGCCCAGCUACCGAGUGGUGCAGGACACGUAUCAGAUCAUGAAGAUGGAGGGCUGUUCCUUCCCUGAACUCAGGGAGAGUGAUGCCAUGUUUGCUGCUGAGAAGGCUCCUGAGUGGAAGGAUGGGGAUGUGUGCCAUCGAUGUAGAGUGCAGUUUGGAAUGGUGCAAAGAAAGCAUCACUGCAGAGCCUGUGGCCAGGUCUUCUGUGGUAAAUGUUCCUCCAAGAAUUCCAUCAUCCCCAAAUUUGGCAUUGAGAAGGAAGUUCGAGUCUGCGAUUCUUGCUUUGAGGAGCUCAAUAACCUCCCUGGUCUUCAUUCCAGACCCACCGCCGGUAAAGCAGCGGGAAAGCCGGGAGAAAACGAUCUCCCCCAAGAAUACCUGAACAGCCCCUUGUCACAACAAUCACAGGUAAAAGGAGAGUCAGGACAUAUGCCCCCUAGCCAGAAGGACCUAGAACUGCAGGAAAGGGAGGAGCUUGAGCUGGCAAUAGCACUUUCUCAGUCUGAAGCCGAGAGUAAAGAAAAAGGACCAUACACAAAUUACAACAAUUAUUCGUCUGUUACAACACAUAACUCCACACCUCCUGUGUCUAGUUCUUUGUACAACACCUCCUCAACAGCUUCCAAUGAUGAUAGUUAUGAGAUGGAUCCUGAGCUUGCCAGGUACCUGAACCGCUCUUACUGGGAGAAGAAGCAGGAGGAAGUGAAGACGUCCACGACCACACCCUCUGCACCUGUAGCCAGUGAAGGUGCGGUUCCCAACAACAUGCCCAACAACAUGCCUAACAAUAUGUCCAACAACAUGUCCAACAACACGGCAGGCAGUGCCCCAGUAGGGACUGUUGCACCCCAGGCUGUGGCUGUCACCAAGAUUUCAGAGAAGUACCAGAAUGGUGAUGUUGAGGAUGAGGAUCAGCAGCACCUGGUCACCACCCUCAGUAAUAACCUGGAGAUCUUCAACAACCGCAUGAAGAGUGACAUGAUGCGGGGGAGACACAUCGCCAACGACACCACGGUCCAGUCCCUGUUCCAGGCCCUCAACAACAUGCACCCCCAUCUCCUGCAACAGAUCAAAGAACUAGAGGACAAGAGAAGCUAUUACGAGUCCCUGCAGGACAAGCUGACCCAGAUCCAGGACGCGCGGCAGGCGCUGGACGCUCUGCGGGUGGACUACCAGGAGCGGCUGCGGAGGGAGGCCGAGGAGAGGGAGCGCCAGCGCCAGAUCCAGAUGGCACAGAAACUGGAACUCAUGAGGCAGAAAAAACAGGAGUACCUUGAGUACCAGCGUCAGAUCGCCCUGCAGAGGAUGCAGGAGCAGGAGAGGGAGAUGCAGAUGAGACUGGAGCAGCAGAAACAGGAGCAGCAGAUGAGACAGUACCAACAGCAGUUCCCUAUGGGCUCCAUACAACAGCAGCCCAUGCCAGGCCAGUACCCCCAGCAAGGCAUGCCAGGUCAGCUCCCCCCUGGAGCCAUCCCCCCUCAGCAGGCCCAGUCCUUCAGCCCCCCUCAGUCUGUGGAAGGGUCCCCCCUCCAUACUGCCUACAGACAGCAGCCACAACAGCCUGGGUACCAGCAGCCUGUCUCUGUGGCAAACCCUCCUCCACAACAACAGCAGCAGUUUGCUCCCACCACCCAGCAGCAGAUGUACAACCAACAGCGGGUCCAGGGCUACCCCCAGCAGGCCCCCGUUACCACGGUACCCACCUCGGCCAAUCAGGGCCAGCCCAUGUUCCAGCAGCAGGCAGGCUUUCAGCAAACCAACCAACCGCAGUCCCUGCCUCCACAGACACAGUACCAGGCUCCAAACAGCCAGCCCUCCAGCCUGCCCAUGCAGCAGCCUGCGAGCCUUCCCCAGUUCAGCACAGGGUCUGCUCCUUCAUCCAUAGACUAUGCACAGCAGCAGAAGCAGCAACAACAGCAGCAGCAACAGCCACAACAACAGAACUUCAACAUGCAGGCCAUGGCUAAUGCCCUCCCCCCACAAGGUCCCCCAAGUGGUUACGCCCCACCCCAACCCCAGCAGAAUGCCAUGUACCAGCAGGGACAGUCCAUUCCACAGCAGGGGAUGCCGCAUCAGAUGAAUGCUGGCUACCCCAUGCAACAGAUGGCACAGGUACCCCCCCAGCAGCAACAAGUACCCCCUCAGCAGCAGCAGGGCCCCCCUCAGCAGCAAAUGCAGUACCCCCAACAGGCCCCUCCACCCACCCCAGAUGCAGUGGCAGAACUCAUCUCUUUUGACUAAUGGAAACUGUCCUUGUCUAAGAAUUCAAAAAUUAACAUAAACACAAUAUUGAAAACAAACAUGUUAUACAGGUAUUUGCUCUUAAUACUAGCCCCUUAUUAUAGGAGGAAUUUUAUGAUUUAAAGUUAGUUUUAUUAUGUAGAUUGUAUUUAACUGUAUACAUUGUAUAAGCAGAUUUGAUAUGAUCAACGAGUUUAAGUCAUUAAUUUCAGUCAAGUGUGUAUAAGGCCAAGGGGCAUUAAAAAAACUGCCCAUAAAAAGUAACAUCUUGAAAGCCAGUAAUGAUACCAGCCUAUGUAGUCAAUGUGCAGAAUAUGAUACUAUGUAACUAUACUAUGGUCCUAAAAGACAAGUUGAGUGGAAUAUUUCAUCUGUGGUAUGGAUACAUUUUAUGGGAACUUUGCUGGAUUUUUUUUAUGGAAUUGAAUUGUCCUUACAUCAGUCACUUUGUGAGUGGAAGACA